Staurois parvus is the source of this 256-nucleotide messenger RNA. Lineage: Eukaryota; Metazoa; Chordata; Amphibia; Anura; Ranidae. The record is from the annotation of a GenBank genome assembly.
CGCUCCCUGGGAUCCGCUGUGUCCUUCGAUCACAGCAGAACACUGAUCGCUGUACGGGACAUCUGUGUGAGAUCCCGAUCAUUGAUCAUUGAUUGGCCAAUCAGUGAUCGCAUGAAUAGUAGUAAGCAAGAUGUCACUUGCUGACAUCAUUGCUUACUACUAGUGAAAUCUGUGAAUGAUCACAGAGGUCACAUGGUACAAGGUUAUUCACAGCAGCCUUGUACCAAGUGAGAAGCUGUGACCAAUCACAGCUCUC